GAAGGGGUAUGGGGGGGGGUACGGCGGCCCGGCAGGUGCCGCCCCAACCGCCGCGUUUCGUAAAAGCCGACAGAAAACCCUCACUGCAACCGCUCGUGACGCCAACCAACUCGGAGAUUAAAAAAUAAAUAAACAAAGCCGCCGCCCCCCCUUAAGUGGCUCAAGGGGAGCUCCCCCCCCCCUCCCCGAACGCCAUGGGCCCGCCCUGCCGGGAGUUGCGGCAGGCCGUGUGCCGCGCCAGGACAAAGCUGCAGACUCUAGAACGAGAGCUACACAACAGGGACGUGGCGCUGGAGGAGGAGGAGGAGCUGACAGGCGCUCUGCAGAGUCAGAACGCACAGCUCAAGAGCACCCUGCUCGACCUCUACAGAGGGAACGCGCAGGUGAAUCAGGAGCUGCGGGAGAGGCUGAGCCCUUGCUCCAAGCCGUCACCGCGCAAGGCCGAGCGGGAGAUCGCGUCGCACCGGCAGUUCGCCCGCGAGCUCGCCGCGCUCGCUCUGCCGACGAUCGCGGCCUCGCGCAUGGAUCCGGAGACCACGGAUAUAGGGAAGUCAUUUGGCGAUGAGGAGGGGAGCGUCGGCGCAGCGAGUGGUGGAGCAUCGGACCCACUGGAUAAACGGCCCAACUCUAGUUCUUCAUCAUUGGAGGAGGACGAGGAAAACGAGGAUGUGGAGGAGGAGGAAGAUCGCAGUAUUUCUUCACCGAGUUCUGGCACCAACGAAUCCCGGCUACUCUCACCGGGGCCGUCCUCUGUCCCUCCUCGGCCGCUCCCGAGAACCUCUCUGCAGGCGAAACGGUCUCCCACCACCCCGGACUCGAUUCCCCGGCCGCCUGCCAGCACGACGACGACUCCUUCGGCGGCUUCAUCGAGUGCCCGCGACGACCCCGAGGCCCCGUCCGGCGGAGAGAGCCGCCGCAACGGUUUCCCGUCGUGCCACAACGGGCAGGCGGGCUCGGUGGCGACCGUCGGUCAUGCCGCGCCAGGCAAGCUUUCCCUGCGGAAUUUGCGCAGCCUGCCCUCCGCGGGAGUGCCGGUGGGCGACGCAGCGUCCGCCAUGUCUGCCGUCAUCGCCGCGCGAUCGUCCAUCUUCAGCGGGAGCCACGCUGGUCCCCUCGCCGAGCCGGGAGGACACCACAAGCACGUCCCACUCCUGCUGGCCGAGCUGGAGGCCGCGUGGGAACUCAACAAGCAGCUCCAAGAGCGUUUGGGUCGCGCCGAGCGAGAGCUGCAGACGAUGGCCGUGGACGCGGAGCUGCGCGAGGAGGCCGAGGAGGCGCGCAUCGCCGAGAGGGCGGCCGUGCUGGUGCAGGAGGUGUACGUGGCACAGAGGGAGCGAGACGCCGCGGUGCUGGCACGAAUGCGCUUGGCUCAGCAAGAGCGCGACGAUGCGCUCCUCCGUGCGCGGCAGAUGGAAGAGGAGCGCCUCCGGUCUGAACCCCAGGAGCUCACGGACUCGGAUGUGGCGCUGGAGGAGCUGCUGGCGCGGAUCGGCAGCGCAGACUCGGGUCCGGCCAUCGAGCAGGACGGCGCCAUCAUCGUGCGGCGCAUCGCCCGGGCACGCGAGCGCUCGCGGCGAAUAACCGCUGAGGAGAUGCGCGCCGUGCUUGCAGAGAGGGACGGCGCCCUCGCACGGUGUGCAAAGCUGGAGGAGGAGCUGGGGAGGUUGAAGGAACAGAACGUGUCGCUGGCCAACAACAAGCGCAACUCCGCCGGCGAGGGCCUCCCGGACCGAGCCAUAAAGGCUCAGCUCGUGGCCACGCAGCAGGAGAGGGACAUUGCGUUGUCACGCUGUGACAAGCUGGAAGAGGAGAUCCAGACGCUGCGCGUUUACUACAGCCUCCACAAGUCUCUGUCCCAAGAGACGGGCAGCCUUGGCGAGCGACGCGGCGGCAACAACGGCAACCACGGCGGCAACCACGACGGCAACCACGUCAACUCCGACAGCGGCGGCAGCGCAGGGUCGCGCUCGCCGGACGGGGCCAAGGGUCCCGCGGCAGGGUCGGCGCACGGGGGGGUCGAGCGGGGUCAUGGACACCCCCCGGACGGGCGGUUGCAGGAGGCGGAAUCGGAGCGCGACGCCCUGCGGGCCCGGCUGCUGCACGCCGAGCGCGACCGCGCCGUCGCCGACGACAAGGCGGAGAGGUUGGAGAGAUUGGUUGGAGUUCUGCGCAAAAAGCUGGCUCAUCAAACGUGAUAUGACAGUGAUGUCAUCUGCACCAGCGUCAACAUCAUUAGCGGUGGCAUCGUUGCUGUCAUCGGUAGGACCAUGAGCAUCAUCCAUCAUCAGCAGGAGUAUUAGCGCGCCAAUGUAAUUGGCAGUAGUGGCAGUGUCACCGGCAUUGGCAGUUGUUGGUAACCGGCAUUAUUAUUGCCAGCAGUACCAUUGGUUUCAUAAUCAGCGGUGUCUUAAUCAUCAGUAGCAGUAGCAUCGCGUUGAGCAAUAUCGUCAUCGACACCAAUAGCAUCAUUAUCAUAAGCAGCAGUAUUUGCAUUAUCAUUGCGAUCAUCUGCAAUAAAAGCAGCCUCAGGAAGCAGCAUCUUCAUCAUUAGAAUCGUCACCCCACCAUCAUCAGCAGCAGUAUUAUAGAAUAACCGUCAGCAUAGUCAGAAUCAUCAAGAGCAGUGCCAUCAUAAUUAUCAACAGCAGCACAGUAUUAGCAGCAUCUUCAUCAGCAGCAGCAGCAGCAUUAUCAGGAGCUGUGUCAACAACAUCGUGAGGAGCGGGUCCAUAAUCUUAGCUCUGAUCAUCUCUCAUCCUCCACCCUACAGCGUGUGACAUCAUGGAGGUGGUUUACCUGUGUCUGUUGCUGCUGAGGUUUGCACACAACUUAGUGCAGAGCUGUAACCCGAUUAAGUAAUCGAUUACUCUCCCGGUUAUCGUUUCGAUUAACUAGGCUAAUCGGAUAGCGCUUGUAAAAUGAAAAGGAUUCACCUCUGUUCCAACAUGUGCCGAAGGACGGGUGGUGAGGGGCACGGCUUGGGCACGGAAUCGGCAUCGGCACGCCGGGCGUGGCUCAUGGUUGGAGUGAGGUGGGAGGGUUGGGAAGGUUUCCCGUCUUGAGGAGACAGGAUGUGUUUGGGAGAUGGUGGGGAGGGACCGUUUUUUUUUAAUUAUAGUAGCCAGAGUAAUCGACCACAGGAAAAAAAAGUAGUUGAUUGCUAUUUUUUUUUAAUUGAUUCAUCAUCCCAGCUCUAAACCAGUGUUGGCAGCUUUAAGGGCCUAGCAGUAGAUUUUCCUGUCCGCCAUACGUUUUUAAACGCUGCAAACAAAGAAAUUCAUGCACAGUGUCGCCGCGGUUGUGGGUUAGCUGUGUGCGUAUGUGUGUGUGUGGAGGUGUAACGAGGAAUCGAUGCACGCGUCAAAACUAUCGUGCAGCAGUAAAGAAUUCGGUGUUUUUCUAUCCGUUGCGCGUCGCGUGCACGUAACGGAUUUAACGUCGCCCCCACGCAGCCACUGGAGGCGGCUAAGUUCGCAAGAAUGUAAAAGAACGUUUCUCGAAUCGAUCCGCAACGCCGAACAGGGAAAGGUUCCGUGGCUAAUUGUCGUUCCGAUGUUUGUGCGGCGAGAGAGGGCUUGCCUUCGAGUUAAAGGAUCGAUGAUAUUGAAUCGGCCGCAUUCGAGUGUUCUUACAAAAGCGUGCGAUCCAAAUGUUUUAUUUGGAGAUAUUUUUGUACACUUUACAAGAAGAGUAAAGUCAAACAGUAUUUUAUUGUAAACGCUUGGGAUAUUAAAAAAAAAGUGUUUAAUUACGAAUUAAAAAAUAAUUGGCGGAUUAAGAUCUCUCCACACCCCGUCGGUGUCAUGCGAUUGGUUUGACCAUACUUCACCAAGCUGGUCAGUGUCGGUUGGUGCAGGAAAGUUGUGGGGGGAGGUGGGGGGGGGUGGCGAGGACCAGGACAGGUUCAGAUUUGACUCGCCACUGAUGAUAGCCGUGGUCGGGAAUCAAACUUCGGGUUUUCAUCGGAUCCAGAGCGCAGUGCACUAACCACUGUGCCACCACUCCGCAACCAAAACAUGUAUGUCUGUUGAACUUCUUUCGCACCAUACAUAGCCAACCGUGCUAAUCGGAGGUGCCGGAAACACGUAUUUGAGCACCACCAAUUGUAUGUUCCACAUUAGUUUGUGAUUCAUGUGUUUUAAAAAAAAUACUUUAUGUACACAAUGUUUAUUUAAACAGCUUUUUUUUUUAUCAAAGUCCAGCGAGGGCAGACAAUGAUCGCGACUGAUGAUGAAAACCGUUCUGAAAGUAUUCAUUUUAUGAUUUAGAAAUUAAAUUUUUCGUCGCAUGGGGUGCACGCGCCCGUCUUAAUUGUGACGUGCGUAUCGAUGUCUUCAGUCACAUGGUGAGUGUGCGUCAUAAAAUCAGUCGGUAGACUACAGUAUUUAUUUUGUCGUGAUUUGUUAACCUGCAAUAAACUAUUGCCGAGUUUCCAA
Molecule: messenger RNA, 4436 nt
Organism: Petromyzon marinus (sea lamprey)
Lineage: Eukaryota; Metazoa; Chordata; Hyperoartia; Petromyzontiformes; Petromyzontidae
Source: RefSeq, a predicted model, not a curated record